Messenger RNA from Myxocyprinus asiaticus (Chinese sucker), 2253 nucleotides. RefSeq names its product endothelin converting enzyme 2a (gene ece2a). Gene Ontology annotation, molecular function: S-adenosylmethionine-dependent methyltransferase activity. The record is from RefSeq and is a predicted model, not a curated record. Lineage: Eukaryota; Metazoa; Chordata; Actinopteri; Cypriniformes; Catostomidae. Bases 169 to 918 code for a protein of 249 amino acids. The transcript has 5 exons.
UCAUGAGAAAAAACGCGUGGAUCGUGUUGUUAGACUCAAAGCACACAUAGACCUCCUUUUAAUAAUAUAAAUACCUGCAAGUUUCCUGCGUUUAUUUUAUUCAGUUUAUCAUGUGCACAUGAUUGAAUUAAUAGUGAAACGAUUGAAUUCCUCGGAAUAAACUGAAAGAUGGAGUAUUUACCGGAGUCAAACGCGAGAUAUAAAGAUGUGGAUUACUGGGACGAGCGGUACCGGACGGAGAAGCGCUUCGAGUGGUUCGGAGACUUCACCAAAUUCGAGCAUCUACUAAAGGAGCAUGUGGAGGUGGAAGAAGACAUUUUGAUGCUUGCUGGCAAAGUUCGCUAUGGUUGUGGGAACAGUGCUCUUAGCUCUGAUAUGUACCAAGCCGGCUACACCGCCAUCACUAACGUAGAUUAUUCAAGUGUUUGUGUGGAAAGUAUGGCGGAGCAACACAAGGACUGCGCUCAACUCAGCUGGCUUUGUAUGGACGCCCGACGCCUGGCCUUCCCAGACGGUGUGUUUGAUGUGGUGCUGGAGAAAGGAACUCUGGAUGCCAUGCUGGUGGAGGAGACCGACCCGUGGAAAGUCUCAGACGAUGCGACCCGACUGCUGCACCAAGUUCUCCUGGAGGUGAGUCGUGUUUUGAAGCCUGGUGGCCGUUUCAUCUCCGUAACGUUUGCCCAGCCACAUUUCCGCAAAAGACUAUAUGCUCGAGCAGAGUACAACUGGUCUAUCAAGCACUACCAAUAUGGCCGCAGCUUCCACUACUUCCUGUACGUUCUCACUAAAGGGGAGGAGCUUAGCCCAGAGGAUGCCGCAUUGGAGAGGAGACUUCUAACAGAAGCUGAGGCUCUGCCCACUGAAGUGCAAUUUCAGGAAGUAGAUUCAGAGGACUUCCUGAAUAACAUUGGAAUAUAGGGAAAGUAAAGACACACGGCACCUCAGUCAAAAGACUGAAAUCUGCUGACAUAGGUUUUGCAGACUUUAACACAUUUUAAGCUUCUCCUAUCCUUUAGUUUUAAAGGGAAAAUGUAAAUGGUGACAAAAUGUUCAUUUUUGGAAGAACUAUUCCUUUAACAGUUUACAGAGUAGGACUGAAAGAGGAAUGGAUCUACGACAUGCCGCAACCUCUGGAAAUUGCUCUGGUGAACUUAAAGGGAUUGUUCACCUAAAAAUUUAAAUUCUCUCAUCAUUUACUCACCCUCUUGUCAUCCCAGAUGUGUAUGACUUUCUAUCUUCUGCUGAACACAAAUUAAGAUUUUUAGAAGAAUAUCUCAGCUCUGUAGAUCCAUACAAUGCAAGUGAAUGGUGGCCAGAACUUUAAAGGUCCAAAAAGCAUUUAAGGGCAGCAUAAAAGUAAUCCAUACGACUCCAGUGGUUAAAUCCAUAGCUUCAGAAGCGAUAUGAUAGGUGUGGGUGAGAAAGAGGUCAAAAGUCCUUUUUUACUAUCAAUCUCCAUUUUCGCAUUCUUCUUCUUUUGUUUUUGAUGAUUCUCAUUGUUUGCGCAUAUCGCCACCUACUGGGCAGGGAGAAGAAUUUAUAGUAAUAAAUGACUUAAAUAUUUAUCUGUUUCUCACCCACAGCUGAAAUGUUCUUCUAAAAUAUUUGUUUGUGUUCAGCAGAAGAUAGAAAGUCAUUAACAUCUGGGAUGGCAUGAGGGUGAGUAAAUUUUUGGGUGAACUAUCCCUUUAACGACGGUAUUUGAAAUGUGCCAAAAACCAAACACAGAAACUUUGAAAACUCCUUAUCUGACUUUUAAGUUUAGGUUUUUUCAAUGCUUUUACAUUGACCAACUAUAAACUUUUCAGGGUCACAUUUGAUAUUACAUUGCUCAUGUUAUUUUGUAUUUACAUUAGUAUUUACUGAGUAAUGAGUAUUACUUAUCAACUACAUGUACUAUUUGUGUUACAAUUUAACGGAGCAGUUUGUAAUUACAAAUUGCUUUUUUUUUUGUUACUGUAGUAAUUAAUUACAGUAACAUGUAGUAUGUGUAAUAUGGACUAUAAAGUUUUACCUUUUUAGCUAGAUCUUGUCUAUUUUUAACAAGUUUUUAAACCAUUUUUAAACAAUGCUUCAUGUGCCGUUUUUUUCCUACAUUCUGCAUCUCUCUCCUCCUCUCUGAGUCCUAUUUCUUAGUGUGAUUGUGUUGAUUGGUAUGACAAGGUUGAGUGCUUGACACCUGCACAUUUUCCAUGGACAAAUCUGUCACAAACACUUCUCAAACAACAAAUAAACCGACAGAAAAUAAACAGA